Molecule: messenger RNA, 1670 nt
Organism: Brachypodium distachyon (stiff brome)
Lineage: Eukaryota; Viridiplantae; Streptophyta; Magnoliopsida; Poales; Poaceae
Product: WRKY transcription factor WRKY71
Exons: 2
Coding region: 256-1293 (345 amino acids)
Biological process (GO): regulation of DNA-templated transcription
Molecular function (GO): sequence-specific DNA binding; DNA-binding transcription factor activity
Source: RefSeq, a predicted model, not a curated record
UCCUCCCUCCGCGCCGCGCCCGCCUACGACCUGAGACCUUCCUAGCGACAUGCUCAACACUCCAGUAGCACUAUAUAUCACGGCCCCUCCCCAGGCCAUCUUCCGCUCACUCGAAAAUAGUACCCUCCUCUCCCUCCGGCGCUCCUCUCUCUUCUCUUCUCCCUUCUUUGUUACCGGGGCUCGCUAGCGCAUCGAAUCGGAGGAAGAACGUACGGCUCGAAGCUUGGUGUUUUUACGCCUCUACGGUUAGAACAAAUGGAUCCAUGGAUCGGCAGCCAGCCAUCCCUGAGCCUUGACCUGCACGUCGGCCUGGGCCACCACCACCGCCACCAGGCGCAGCCGGUGGUGGCGCUCGUCAAGCCCAAGAUCCUCGUCGAGGAGAACUUCUUGCCCCUCAAAAAAGACCCCGAGGUUGCGGGCCUUGAGGCGGAGCUGCAGCGGGUGAGCGAGGAGAACCGCCGGCUGGGGGAGAUGCUGCGGGAGGUGGCGGCCAAGUACGAGUCCCUGCAGGGCCAGUACAGCGACAUGACCAACGCCGCCAACAACUACAGCCACCCGUCCUCCGCGUCCACGGAGGGCGGCUCCGUGUCCCCGUCGAGGAAGCGCAAGAGCAGCGACAGCCUCGACGGCCACACGCCAUCCCCGCCACCGCCGCCGCAGCUCUCCUUCGUCCCGGAGCAGCAGGCGGAGUGCACGUCGGGCGAGCCGUGCAAUAAGCGUGUCCGGCCGGCGGCGGCGUCGGAGGAGUGCAAGCCCGUGGUGUCGAAGCGGUACGUGCACGCCGACCCCUCCGACCUCAGCCUCGUGGUCAAGGACGGCUACCAGUGGCGGAAGUACGGGCAGAAGGUGACCAAGGACAACCCUUGCCCGAGGGCCUACUUCCGGUGCUCCUUCGCGCCGGCUUGCCCCGUCAAGAAGAAGGUGCAGCGGAGCGCCGAGGACAGGACCGUGCUCGUGGCGACGUAUGAGGGCGAGCACAACCACGGCCAGCCGCCGCCGGCGCAGCCACAGCAGCAGCAGCAGCACGAUGGCAAGAACGGCGCCGCGAAGCCGCCCCAGGCACCCGUGGCUGCGGCUGCCGCGCUUCACCAGCAACAUCAGCAGCAGAAGCAGGAACAGGAAGCGGCAGUCGUGAAUGGCGAGGCGGCCGCGGCGGCGUCGGAGCUGAUCAGGCGGAACCUGGCGGAGCAGAUGGCGAUGACGCUGACCAUGGACCCCAGCUUCAAGGCGGCGCUCGUCACCGCGCUCUCCGGCCGGAUCUUCGAGCUCUCGCCCACCAAGGACCUCAACUAAUUAAUCCCCAUGCUCCACUCCACUCCAGUCCAGCUUGGGGCGGCCGAUUAGUUCGCCAUUGCUGCCUGCCUGCAUCCACCUCCGUCAAAUCGACGGACAACGAAGACGCGAUCGAUUCCAUCAGGGAUCCAGCUGCAGCUGCUCUACACAGACCAGAUCUUUUCUUGGACGAACACGAAGUCAAGGCAAAUGGAGAGUGGGUCGAUUGACGAUCAAAUGUUGUAACAACACGUAGGAUACACGGGCAGAAACACUAGAAAGUGUACAAUCCAAUUUAUUUUUUACUACUAGGUAGGCGAAAUGUUCCGUUCCUGUAGAAUUCAGAUUCAUCAAUGAGAAAGGAAUCAAGUGGCCACGUCCACACAAUCACACAUUCA